AAAAUAUUUUUUAAAGCUAAUUUUUGCUCGAUUAGAAUAGAGAAUAUAUUCUCUAUAAAUCUAGUUAAAUAAUCAAAUAUUUCCCACGUCCGUGCAAAGUGAAAAGAAAAAUGGCACAGAAAUAUAUCCCUGGGUUGACUGCAAGACCAGCAGACAAUCCAGUAGCAACAAAUGCUGCGCCAAAAGAUGUGCCACAAGAACUUAUUGAUGCAUUUACAAGUGGUGAAAAGCAGCCAAUUAGUGCAUUGACUGAAUUUUGUGCCAUGCAGAGAUUGACUAUUUCUUUUAAAGAAGUACCUGUUAAAAACUACUCACUAGUUGACAAGUUUGCAAUGGAAUGUACAGUUGAUGGCAUUAGUUACCCACAAGGGAAAGGAAAGACCAAAAAGGAAGCAAAAACAGAUUCAGCUAAAAAGGCGUUUAAAAUAAUACUUGAGAUAGAGACAUUUGAGGAUCAUGGUGAAGAGUCUCCAUAUGGUGCUCCAGGGAGUUCUGAAACAGCAGUGUUGUAUAGUCGUACUUCAGAGCCAUCAAAACCAAGUCAAGCCUACAAGGCAGGCGAUCAAACUGGGGAAUAUGAACCUCCUCCUCAGAAGAUUAGUCCCGAAAAAAUAUUCCAGGAUUAUUGUAAAAUGAUGAGGAAGCCUGGCUCUGUUGAUGUUCCUGAUGCUCUUGGUCCAUUCGGAUUUACAGCUAAAGUGAUAAUUGGUGGGAGGGUUAUCAGCGAGAGUGUAGGUAAAACAAAGCGUGAAGCCCGACAGUCUGCUUUACUGGAGGCUAUAGAAACCCUGGAAAUGUCUCAACAGUUGUACAACAAGAAGGAUACUCUAGAGGAUGAAAUGGCGAAAGCAUGCUACAAGAAACUGGAGGAACUGAUCUCAAAGUGUCGUGAUUGUCCAGAUAUAGUCACAGCUAAACACUCAUUUGCUGCCUUUAUUGUAAAAAGAGGAGUGAAUGAUAAAGGAGAAAUUGUUGCGUUUGGGACGGGCAAUACAUGUUUAUCGUGUGAUAACAUCACAACUGAUGGCCGAUCUGUGAUUGACAGUUAUGCUGUAGCCAUAGCUAGAAGAUCUCUUUUAAAGUACUUCCACAAAGAGAUAAAGAGUUAUUUUGAUGGAGCACAGGUAUUAUCAAUAUUUGAGGAUAGUGAUACACCAGGUAUGCUACAGUUAAAACAACAUAUUACGCUACAUCUGUACCUGAGCCAGCCACCACCAGGUGACUACAGAGAGUGCCUUGAUAUUAAAUGUGAUCCAUUGACACCUGAACAAGAGGAUAUGGUGGAGGAUGGUUCCCAUUUCCCAGCAUUCAAUGAUGAUUUACCAGGCUGGUUCUCGGUUAAAAAUGAAGAUGGUCUGGUGGAAUGUGUAGAAGAGGACCAAGCGGCUGUACAGGACCUUGAUAACUUACAGGAGGGAGCUGAUGAUCUUCUUGUUAUGUCGUGUAGUGAUAAACUCUUACAGUGGAAUGUACUUGGUGUACAGGGGGCGCUUUUUAGCGUCUUUAUGAAGCCUGUCUAUAUUGAUUCCAUUGUUCUAGGAAGAGAAUAUCACCACGGGCAUUUGUCACGUGCCGUGUGCUGCCGUCUGUACGACAUUUUGAACAAAUAUCUACCUGAACCUUACAUUAUACAUCACCCAUUCCUGACCACUACAAACCUUCAUAUAGAAGAGAAGGAUGGUGCACACACAAAAUACAGUAUGAAUUGGUGCCAAGGAGAUGAUACCCCAGAAAUUACAGAUGGUUAUUCUGGGAAAACUAUUGACGGAUCACCAUUUAGGAGCACAAAGAAUCAAGGACCAUGUGCAAGCAGACUUUGUAAGGCAGCUUUCCUGUUCCGAUUCCGAGACAUUGGAAAAGUUCUGAAGAAUAGAGACAUGUGUUUGGCCCCCACUUAUAUACAGGCUAAAUCUAUGGCAAGUGAUUACCUGGAGGUUAAACAAAAAUUUCGACUUUUUACCCACAAAAUUGGUCUUGGUCACUGGAUUCAAAUGCCUAAAGAGAUCAGUUUGUUCGAUAAGUGAAAUUUUGAAAAAAAGAAGAUAUUCUAGUCCAAUGAUAUUAGGACAGUAAGAUUUUGAUGGAGAAAAUAUUAUAUUUUGUUGAUACCCAUUUGUAUGGGAUCUGAAUUUGUUGCAAUAAGAAAGUUUGAAAAACAUUGAUAGAGUUUACUAUCAUUUGUGCUAUAUUUCUCAUUUUGUUUCUUCUUUUUUUAAGAACAUACAUGUACACUAUUUUUGGAAUAGGGGCACUAUGCCUUUUCAUUCUAUUAUUGACAUAAGUUCAAAACUGUUUAAGUUUUGCUUGCAAUUUUAUUUCUUAUAAACUGUUUAAAAAAGUAAAAACUUAACAUUUCACACAUCUUCAUGGUUAAAAUAUUUGACAACUUAACAAGACCUUGAACUAUAGCAUAUUUUUGUACUGAGUUAUUCCCCUUUUUGUAUGAAUUGUUUCUAGUAUGAAAACAAUCAGUGUGUUAUUAUGUAACUGGUUAAUUGGCUAAAAUGUAAAAAUUUAUGUCAAACUUCAGCUUCUAAUUGACUGACUUAUAUCUUUAAUUUGAAAACAACGAAGUGUAAAGAUUUAUGUCACAGUCAGUCAUGAAUUCAUAUAUAUUAUUAUUCGUGUUUGAAGUUAACCUCCAGUAGAGCAUUAAUAUUUUUCAUCGCAAAAUCAUAUUUUAUAAGCAAAAAAGAUAUAUGAUAUUAUCAGCAUUAAGUUCUUUUUCAUUAUCUGUAGCUGGAGAUGCACCAAUAUAGAUAUUUUCCCCCACUCACCAUUCUUCAUUUAUAUUAUAGAAUUGCCCUGCUUUGGAUAUUGAACUAUCUGUUGUAAAUGUGAGAGGUUUUCAUGCAUAAGUUAACAAUUUUAGAUCUAGCAAUUAUAAUGUGUAUGACUGGUCUAUGCCAUGAGGAUAGAGCUCUACAAGUUUGUAUAGUUAAAGGUAUUACUAGGUUUCAAACCUUUGGGUGCUUUGGUUUUAUUAUUAGCUCAGCUUUAAGGAGAGCUGUUGUACUCAUCUAGGCUUCAAUGUCAGCAUCACUUAGGUAUUUCCAAAACUACUGAAGGGAAUGGAUUGGAACUUCACACACUGAUUUGAAAGCAUAACAGGAGCUUACUUUCCAAGACCAAUAACUCUAACAGAUUUUGAUAGAAAAAUGUGCCUUUUUACUCAAACAUUGAGAAUAGUCAUGCACGCUGUCCUACUGACAGACUGACAGCUCUUGUUAAUGUAAUGCAAUCUCGCAGACUGGUAAAGGACAGGUCUUGAUUCAAAGCAGGACAAUUUGGUAAGGGAAAGGGUUAACCAGUUUUAUCACAUGUCAACUGUACUUACAUCCUUUAAAUUCAGUCUAGAGGAAAGUUUAGAAUCAGACUAUGAGAAACUGAAGUCUUUAACAACCUAACUUGAUACAGUUGUGUAAAGUAAUUAUCCUUGAUGCUUUUAUUAUUUUGUUAGUACAUCUGACCAGUGAGUGGUGAUCUUCUGUGACAAUCUUAUAUCCUUACUCUUGUAUUAUUUUUGCACAAUAUAAGUUUCGUUCCAGAUUUGAUUUAAAGCAAAAUUAUAUAUUGUUCAGAAAUUGGUUAUUUUCUGUGCAAUAGCAAUAUGAUUUUCUUUUUGAUUUGAUUUCUAACAAAUGUUUACCAGGAGAUACAGGUCUCUUUGUUGAACCAGCCAUUGUCCACAACAUGUGCUAAACUAAUGUCCAUGCAGGGGAGCAAGUUAGUGCUAUGAUGGCAUUCUCGUUAAAAUUUUUAAACUGUUUAUACUUUUUGUCUUUAUUCAUUACUACAAUCAUGUUUAGUUUUUUUAUUUCAUUUAUAAAUUGUUAACAAUAGUUCAUCAGAUCAGUUUCAGUAAAAAAAUUAAAAUGAA
Messenger RNA from Ruditapes philippinarum (Manila clam), 3880 nucleotides. RefSeq names its product adenosine deaminase domain-containing protein 1-like. Gene Ontology annotation, biological process: RNA processing; adenosine to inosine editing. Lineage: Eukaryota; Metazoa; Mollusca; Bivalvia; Venerida; Veneridae. Bases 111 to 2024 code for a protein of 637 amino acids. Gene Ontology annotation, molecular function: double-stranded RNA binding; double-stranded RNA adenosine deaminase activity; tRNA-specific adenosine deaminase activity. The record is from RefSeq and is a predicted model, not a curated record. The transcript has 13 exons. Gene Ontology annotation, cellular component: nucleolus; cytoplasm.